Macrosiphum euphorbiae (potato aphid) is the source of this 207-nucleotide messenger RNA. The record is from the annotation of a GenBank genome assembly. NCBI's taxonomy places the organism in Eukaryota, Metazoa, Arthropoda, Insecta, Hemiptera, Aphididae.
AUGGACAAGUUUCUUUGGCAUGAUGUAUCAUGGGUCAGAUAUUAUUCUUCUGUGAUAGGUAAAAUGUUUUAUAAAACAAGUCUUAGUGAAGAUGAACCAUUUAAAACAUUAAAUUUAAGAAGAAGGGGAACAAGAAAUGUAGAAUUUGCAUUAGAACAAGCAUACAAUGAACCAUUACCAAUUUCAAAAGAAAAAAAAAAGACUUAA